Ophidiomyces ophidiicola is the source of this 816-nucleotide messenger RNA. RefSeq lists its product as uncharacterized. Lineage: Eukaryota; Fungi; Ascomycota; Eurotiomycetes; Onygenales; Onygenaceae. The transcript has 3 exons. Gene Ontology annotation, molecular function: serine-type endopeptidase activity. Gene Ontology annotation, biological process: proteolysis. The record is from RefSeq and is a predicted model, not a curated record. Bases 1 to 816 code for a protein of 271 amino acids.
AUGGUCUCGACGCUUGCAAUUGGGUCUGUCCUUUCGAUGCUGGUUGUUUCUCUGGCUGCAGAGCUUCCAAAAUCAAAGAGCCUUUUAGCAAGGAUUGUCGGCGGAAAGGAGGCGUUGUUAGGCGAUUUCCCUGCUAUUGUUGCGAUUACCAAUGCUGGUAACUUAACCGGUGGUGGUAUACUACUUAGUGAAAGACUGGUUCUCACUGCAGGGCAUUGUGUUGAUUCUAGGAUACCUCUUAGGAAUCUCAGUAUACAUGUGGGAUCUUUGAACUGGCGGUACGGCGGAAUACAUGUCAAGGUUUCAUCCAGAAAUAUCCAUCCCGAUUACCAUAAGCCUGAAUUUGACAACGAUAUUGCCCUUGUACACUUGGCUUCUCCGAUACCAAAGACCCCAUGGGUAGAUUUCGCUCAACUACCAGCUGCUGGAUCAGAUGUUGCUCCUAAUUCAACAAUUGUAGCAGCAGGAUGGGGGUAUACAGCUGCGAGAGGGGUGCUAAGUGAAAAGCUUCUACAUACUUCAUUCCCUCUUGUUAGUUAUUCUGUUUGCAGUUCUGCAUACAAGCAAUGGAAUAUUACAGUGACAGAAAACAUGUUGUGUGGUGGGACCAAACAAAACGCUGUGUGCAAUGGAGAUAGUGGAGGCCCCUGGUAUGAUGUCGCAACAAAGAAGCUUGUUGGAGUUACGACAUGGGGGUUUGAGUGCUCUUUUCUUGGGCACCCGGGAGUAGCUCUCAAACUUGGUAAUUAUAUCGACUGGAUUGAGAAACAUAGAAAGCCUCCUGGGAAUGAUACUAAGGGCCAAGGAGAAUUUUAG